UUUGUCCACGGCAGCCGCCGCUCGCACGGAUGCGAGACCCGCACAUGACCACAAUCAACAUAUCGAUAUUCCAUUUUCCCUUGGGCUAUUAAACCCUGAGACAUCUGGUGGCAAAUCUUGAGCUCAGGAUUGAUACUGCCCUUUUCAGUCAGAUGGAGACUUUGGAGGAAAAGAGCAAUCUCCUUAGUUUGCAGGCAGACAACAACAUGGAACAACCAUUCACUGUCAGCUCAUUGAGAAAGCUCGUAGCUAUUCCUGACCACACAGACAUCUCUGUGAGCCCAGAGGAGAGAGUACGUGCCUUAAGCAAGCUUGGCAGCAAUAUCACAAUCAAUGAGGACAUCACUCCACGGCGCUACUUCAGAUCUGGAGUGGAGAUGGAGCGAAUGGCGUCGGUGUACAUGGAGGAGGGAAACCUGGAGAACGCCUUUGUGUUUUAUAAUAAGUUCAUAACGUUGUUUGUAGAAAAGUUGCCCAAUCACCGAGACUAUCACCAAUGUGCAGUACCAGAAAAACAAGAUAUUAUUAAGAAAUUGAAGGAGGUUGCAUUUCCACGGACAGAUGAACUGAAAAGAGAUCUUUUAAAAAAAUACAACUUAGAAUAUCAAGAAUACAUGCAACACAAAAACAAAUGUAAAACUGAAUUUCUGAAGAAAUUAGAGCACCAAAAGCUAAUAGAGGCAGAGAAGAAACGAAUCGCACAUAUGCGGCAGCAGCAGCUUGAAUCGGAACAGUUUCAAUUCUUUGAGGAUCAGCUCAAGAAGCAAGAACUAGCUCGAGAUCAGAGAAUCAAAGAGAGUGUGGUUAUGUCUGAACAGAUAGAUGGAAGUAUGCUGUCUUGUAUUUCUGUGCCAGAGAACAGUUCCUUAUCUGCAGUGCUGCUGGAGAAAAAAGAGAGGAGCAGCACCUCUGGCUGUGCUGGACUUUCGCCGCCAGUAGAACGAGUCUUAAAGCCAGCAGCUACUCUAAGUGCUGUUCAGACUCAACUGGCCGAAGCACUCAGAGGUGUCAUUUUGCCCAGGGAUCUCUGUCACAAAUUUCUGCUGCUGGCAGAGGCAAAUACAGUAAGAGGAAUAGAGACAUGUGGAAUUCUCUGUGGAAAACUGACUCAUAAUGAAUUUACUAUUACACAUGUAAUAGUGCCAAAGCAAACUGCGGGACCAGACUACUGUGACAUGGAGAAUGUGGAAGAAUUAUUUGGUAUUCAGGAUCAGUAUGAUCUCCUCACUUUGGGUUGGAUCCAUACACAUCCAACACAAACUGCAUUCUUAUCCAGUGUUGAUCUUCAUACUCAUUGUUCUUAUCAGCUAAUGUUGCCUGAGGCCAUUGCAAUUGUUUGUUCACCAAAGCAUAAUGACACUGGCAUCUUCAGACUGACUAAUGCAGGCAUGCUAGAAGUUUCUGCUUGUAAAAAGAAGGGAUUCCAUCCACAUACAAAGGACCCUAGGUUAUUUAAUCCAUGUACCCAUGUGGUUGGGAAAGACAUAAAGAUAAUUGUGCUGGAUCUGAGGUGAUACCAAUGAACCACAUCAAUGUUACUCUACAAAAGGCCAAAAGAGAAAAAUGGAUUCCUGUCUUUUCCUACAUUUUCAGAAAUUACUUUUAUAUUUAUACAUUUUAGAUUGAAUGGUUUGAUAUUUAUUGUUCUAGCCUGUUUUGGAGUUAUUUUGUUGCUCUGUCAAGAUGGAGUUCAGUGGCAUUAACCCUGAAUCUGUAAACAAAUCUCACCCAUAAAACACAACAAUAAAAUGAACUUCAAACUGCA
This is a messenger RNA of Sturnus vulgaris (Common starling), 1765 nucleotides long. RefSeq names its product STAM binding protein like 1 (gene STAMBPL1). Gene Ontology annotation, molecular function: K63-linked deubiquitinase activity; metal-dependent deubiquitinase activity; protein binding. Gene Ontology annotation, biological process: protein K63-linked deubiquitination. Gene Ontology annotation, cellular component: endosome; membrane. The record is from RefSeq and is a predicted model, not a curated record. Lineage: Eukaryota; Metazoa; Chordata; Aves; Passeriformes; Sturnidae.